ACUUCGGGGGGACACCUCACAAACGGGCUGGUGGUUCAGAACCCCAGUCCGACGCGCUGCUGGGGCUCAGUCUCCUGGACGAAGACGAGAACAUGGCUCUGAAAAAGUGCCAGGGUGCGCUGAGGAGGAGAACACAGCACCCAGAGCGGCCCCCCAGGUAGCGGGGCCGGGUCUAGGCAAGCCCUCUUCCAAGAAGUCCUGUGCCCUGAAGCUGACUGGGCACGCUAGUUGAUGAAACCGGGUGCCCCACCAAGGCGCCCUAGUCCCGAGGGCGGCGCCAGGGCGGGGCCGGAGUCCUCCUGGCAGGUGCCGGGGGCGGUGCCCGGCCCUGCCCCCGGGGGCCGUUCCUGGAGGCCAGAGGCGGGUCAGAGAAGCGGCCGGUGCGGGCGACGCCUUGGAACCCACGGGCUGCGACUGCGACCACAGGUGCCUCACAGGGCCCUGUGUCCUAACUCUGGGCGUCAAAACCCCAGGUGGGAACUGACGCUUCCGAGCUGCUUCCAACCCUGGACACCGAGGUCCCCCAGCUGGAGAGCGAAACCCUAGGGUCUUCUGAAGAGGGGGGCCACGAGCCCCCAGGGCCAGACAGCGAAGCCCCAGAGCCUGUUGCAGAGCUGAACACUGAAGUCCCAGGCCGGGCGGCGAGGUCCCCAAGCCCUCCGCAAAGGACGUGGAGACCCUCGAGCAAGAAAGCGAAGUCCUCGAGCCAUCAGUCGAGCAGGACUCAGGGCGCCCGGGGUUGUCAGCAGCGGUUGGCUUUGAGAGUCCUGAGCCAGGCAGAGACGACCCUGGGCCGUCCGAAGCGCAAAGCGCGGGGAUCCAGGGGCAGCGUCCCGCUCCGGGCCUGAGACUUCCUCCUCCAGGUCAGGCUCGGAAGCCUCCGACUUGCGUUUCCGCCGUGCCCUGAGGCUCCCCAACGUCCCCCGGAGGAGCUGUUCAUGGAGACGCCAAUAGAGCGCGAAAUCCGCCGCAGCUGCGAACGCGAGGAGAGCCUGCGCCGGAGCCGGGGCCUGAGCUCUGGCCGCGCGGGCAGCGAACUCAUGGAGCUGCGCGUGCGGCCAGUGCUCAACCUGCCGGGUCCUGGCCCCGCGCUCCCGCGCGCCCUGGAGCGCGCGCGGGCGGGAGCGCAGAUGCAGCGGGACAUCGAGCGGGAGGCCCACCGGCAGGCGGCGCUAGCGCGCCCCGCGGCCGCGGAGCCGCACGCCCAGUCGCCGCCGCAGCCGCUGGGCGAACUCAAGCGCUUCUUCGAGGCCGCCGCGGGGAGUGGCUCCUCCGCCGGGGCGGGGGGCGGCGCGGGCCCGCAGGGGCUGCCAGAGCCGGGGGGCCGGGCGCGCUCGGCCGUGCAGGGCCAGUGCCCGGUGCUGGCCCGCGCCCCGCCGCCUUUCGCUCCGUCACUGCUGGAGCAGGAGGUGCGCGCAGUGCGCGAGCGCGAGCAGGAGCUGCAGCGCCUGCGGCGCAGUGUCUAUGGCACCGCGGAGUUCAAGGAGCCUACGCCGAGUCUCACCGCGAGCAGGGGCGACGGAAAGUUGGCGGUGACCUGGCCCCCCCGCAGAAAGGCCUCGGAGAACGGCCUGGAGCAGGAGGAGCGCAAACCUUGAGGUUUGAGCAGACAGGGACCCAGGCCAGAAGUAACGUACACGUCAGAGGACCAGGGCGGGGAGCGUCUAGCAGAAGGCCUGGAGAAGGGUCGGCCCUCUGCAUUGGGGAAGAUGAAAUCGACCAGCCCAUCGUUGAACUUGACUUUGUGAAAUUGACCAGCCCCGUCUAUAAAACUUAGAGUCCCCCAUUGGGAAACUGACCACCACCCACAACUCCGCCAGUGAAACUGUCCAGCCCUUCUCCCGCCUAAUCGUAAACUGAACUACCCACUCCCUUGACUGUAAGAGGGCCAGGGUUACGGCCGCGGCUGCCCCACUCCCCGCACCGCCAAUAAAGCCUCUUCUUUCAGGGCA
Molecule: messenger RNA, 1952 nt
Organism: Cebus imitator (Panamanian white-faced capuchin)
Lineage: Eukaryota; Metazoa; Chordata; Mammalia; Primates; Cebidae
Gene: MISP3
Product: MISP family member 3
Source: RefSeq, a predicted model, not a curated record